CUAUUUUAAACUUCGCUCUGGCAACACUGCAUAACACUCAUAACCUAAAAAGUUUUGUUUUGAAAAGAACAAGAGUGUAUUUUUAAUUGUUGUAAACUUUAGCGAAAUAGUGGCUCAAACAGCAAAAAGCGAACAAUUCGUUAUUAAAACAUUCCAUAAAAAUAAUAAUUCUUCGUGAAGCAUGGCUUAUAGGCCAGAUUCAGAUAGUGAUUCAGAUUGUUUCUCAGAUGAUCCAGACUAUGAAUAUUUCAAGACACGUACCAGACAAAUAGCAAAUCAAAACAAAUCUACCCAAGUGUUAUCCGAGGCUGAUCGUAAAGAGCAAGAAUGCCAACAGCUAUACAAAUCUAUCUGCAAUGGAGAUAUUGCAGCAGUACAGCAAGUUCUACAUAGUGGGUAUGAUAUAAACUCUCCUGUAUAUGAUAACUGGACAUCAAUUCAGUUAGCUGUAUCUUUUGGAAAGUAUGAGAUUACUGAACUCCUAGUUGCGAGUGGUGCCAACGUGAACUCUGAUAGAGAUGGGUAUACAGCUCUCAUGAUGGCUUGCAACUGUCCAAGCCAAACAUCUCCAUAUUCUGACACAAUGAAAAUAAUAAAACUAUUGGUAGAAAAAGGUGCUAAUGUGAAAUCAAUCAACCAUAAAAGAAUGACAGCUCUGAUGUUAGCAGCAAGCAAUGGACAUCUAGUAGCUGUCAAAUACUUACUUCCUCUUUCCAAUAAAGAUGCUGUAGAUAAUCAAGGAUGGAAUGCGCUCUAUUGGGCAGUCAGCACCAACCAAAUAGAAACUGUAAGUUACCUGUUAGAACAAAAUUUAGAUUACAGUAAACCAGAUGUAAGAAAUAAUACCGCUAUAGACAUAGCGAAAAAUAGUAAUUUAAUCCAAAUUUUGGAGUUAUUUCCUAAAGAAAAGGAAGAUGUUAUAUUUUCUACCAUACAAGAUCGAGCAUUGGCGUUUGAGGAAAGCUUUUCUUUGUGGAAAACAGGAAAAAGGCCACAGUUCUUUGUAGAUAUUUGUAACAUGCUGUAUGGCAUUAUGAGUGAGCCAUUAAUAGAGUUACUAGCUAAGAAAAACAUUACCUUGAGUGAGUUUUUAUCUAUAACUGACGCAGAUCUACAGAAUCUAGGUGUAAAGCUUCCCUAUCAGAGAGCUAAAAUACUUGGAGUAAUAUACAAAUUCCAUAAAUAUCCUUACCAUCCAAAAUCAUUGUAUGUAAUGCCUCUAACUGAAAAAUAUAGCAAUCAUGAUGUUGCAAUCCAAGUACUGUCAACAGUUAAGCAAGUCAUAGCAAUGGAGGGAAGUAUAGAGUUUAUUUUGAAAAACUUCGAUGAAAGCCAAAGGUUUCAAAAUGAUAAAGACCUUGCUAGAACAUUGAAAUCUGUAAAACACAAUAUUGCUUUGUGUGAGAAAAGCACCAAGAAUCUGAUGCAAAGAGCAGAACAGGUGAGAGAUUGAGAAUAUGUAGUGGGAUCGAACUAUAAGACCAGCUGAUCUUAUUACUAAAGAUUCUUACAGUUGGAAAAUACGAUUUCCAUGGAGGAAAUUAAUCUUCUCUUUAACUGUCUGCUCAAUAAUAUUUAUGUUCAAAUUGUGUAAGAAAUAAAUUUUAUAUUUUGUUUUUCAGUAUUAAUUAGUCAUCAGCUGCCUUUGUUUUUAGGAGAUAACUCAUUUGUGUCUCAUCAACAUAGGUAUGUAUAUGUUUAUUCAGAUUUGUCAAGUAACUCAGAUUGACAGAUUAGUCAAAGAUCACUAAGCUGAAUUGCAUAUAAAUCAAAUAAUAUAGUAAUUGCAAUUUCUUUGUAAGAUUUGCUUGUGUCAACUUUAAGUGCCCAUAGACUGUUUUAUAUUCCAGAAAGACUUAGGCCGUUUACACACACACCGACUAUACCGGUGCCGGUACCAUUUCCUGUGCCGGAAAACAUUAAAUUUCACAUACGCCCAGUGGCGACGCGUGAAUUUUCCUAAACUGUUACCAAAACCAGAUGUGAAAAAUCUUAUUAAAAACAGUUUAUUUUGAACCUCCCAAAUAUAAGUGUUUGCUUAUUUUAGGUAUUUUAUUUAAAAUAUUUUUAAAUUAACGUAAACAUUUCUGGAUUGAGCGUCUGGGGCACUUGAUAUACCUCAUCGUCUUAUGCUAUGACUAAUCCAAACCCUCCGAAAAAACAGUCGACGUUUCUAGAUGUUCGGAAAAUUCUUGAUCUUUUUUGGCAAUAAAUGUUAACAAUUCCCUGUAAUUUCAUCCACUUCAAAAUGAACGGUAAUUCCUGUUUUGCCAAAAAAACAUACGGUAUCCAGAAGUGUGCUGCCUAUAAGCUUGGUUAAGACAUGUUUCGAUUCUUGUUUUGCCAAACUGAAUUAAAUUGGCUACACAUCUCACAUGUAAAGGAGAAAUUUCAUGUCUCCUCUUUAGAGCCCUAAAUAAAACAGGAACAAUACAAUCUGUUUUUUGGCAACCACAUAACCAAGAGUUUCCAUAUACCAACUUAAUUUAAAAUAUCAAACUACCUUUUUUUAUUCCUUUUUAAAAUUAUCUAAAAUAGGUUUUGGUCUUCCAUUCUCAAUGAUCUCAUUUUUUUCUUAAAAAUGAUACAAGGAGAAUGACUUUUCAAGUAGUUGAUCAAUUACUCAGGUGACACUCAUCCAUGUUUAAUUUCACGCACACUACAGCCGGUAACCAAAACGGCUACUAACGAGUGAGAAGUGAGUAACCAAAUCAAAAAAUCGUAACAAGCCCACAUAAUAGUCGCAGCGCCCCACGCACUCGGGCGACCGCGAUCAGACACGUGCCGGUACCGACGGACUACCAAGUGUAUCCAUAAAUGAAAACGGUAACAACCCACAACCAAGUCGAGGCGAGUCAGCUUCAUCGUGUUCGCAAACCUAGACACUAUAGGGCGCAUUAUUUUCGUGGGGCUAAUUUGCUAUAAUUUACUGAAUUACUAUUACACAUCGCUGUUGUAAACAAAUAAAUGAAAUUGUUUCACAGUACUUAGUCAUUAAAUAUUUAUUUUUAAGAAUUUUAACUGUUACCAACGGUAACAAUGGUUACAUGGACGCUUCGCCACUGCAUAUGCCGACAAUUUUAUUCGGUGUUUGGCAGUGGUGAAAGAAGAUGUAUGUUUCUGCUCGUAAUAAACGUUAUCUCCUUGGGCUAUUGCAUCUCAGGAGGAAGUAUCGAUAACCUAAAAAACAAAGACAGCACUGGGUGCAUCCUCUGCUGACUGUGAGAUACUUAGAAGGUAGCUUCUACACGCUUUUUGAAAAACUUAGGGAAGACAACUCCAAAUUCUUUAAUUACUUUAGUUUGAGUAUACUAUUGACUAGAGAAUAAAUAACAAGGUUAAAAGGUACAAUAAAUAUUAAACACCAACCGAUCCUAUUCUUUUCCUACGAGGUUAAUGUGUUAAUUAUACACUAAAAACUUAGAUGCGUAAAAAGAAUCUCGGCAUCGGCACGCCUGAGCAUGUAUGAGCAAGUAUAAUAUUAUAAAACAGUGAAAUCGGAAGCCGGUGCGUUGCCCGACUUUCGAGAUCACCACCGCUUGCAUUAACCGGACUCCGUGACCGGACCAGGCUACGGGUAAAAAUAUUAAUUUCAUUACAUUGCAUUCGGUGUCGGCAACUUUACCGGUCCCGGUUUUGCCGGUGUGUGUGUAAACGGCCUUACGGUAUGCGUACACCAAAACCGAUUUUUCGGCCGAUGUCGGGCCGGAGCUAUUCGGACGACUGUCUCGGACGUUCAUCUGCAUACACUACCGCCGUCAUCGGACGUUGCCCGUCGGACGUCAUUGUUGAAUACAGAUUAACAUAUUAAAGACGUGUUUUUAAAAUGGAGGAUUUCGAAGAGAUGUAUCUUCUAAAAAAUUCGUACAGCCAUUUAAUUCGUCGGGGUCGUCAAGUGUGAGUUAAUGAAAUACUUGUGCACAGAAAACAAGUAGGUGAAUUUCACCACCUAUUCGAAGAUUUAAAAUUACAAACUUUAGAAUGUGUUAUACAUUCCAGUAUUUUGGUCUCUGAAGUUGCUCCAUAUUUUUUACUCUUGCAAUCGCUAUAUCGAUUUCCAAUGCAACUUCAGCCCAUAACCGUUUUUCAACAUCUCCAUUAUUGUAACUUUUGAGUUUUGGCCACAGCGGCGGCCUAUUAUAAACACAACCAAUUAAUUUUUCAAUAUCCAUACUUGAAACAAUUCAUCUAUUGUAAUUGCCGGCGCACUGCCGAGUAAUCCAACAAGUUCGGACGUUCCUGUUUAUCGGCCGUUGCCGACCGUCAACGGCCGGUUGUAGAGGUGUACGCACUCUCUUCAUUUUACAUAAGUUUAAUUUUAUCGACGGUUAAUGGCUUAGUAUAGUUCGGCCGAUAACGGAUUAUGUGUACGCCAGCCGUUCUGCUGAUCAGCUUUCCGAAUUUUUGGCACCAGUCAAGACUUCAUUAAUUUAAAUAAUUGCAUAUCACGUGCGUGUCCAUUAGCAAUCAGUCAGUCGUAAAAAUGCCUUCGAUUUGGGGUUAUAGGAUAAAUAAAGAGUAAUUUUAACAAACUGGUAUAUUUGACACUUUUGAUACAAAAUUUAUUUAUUCUACUUAAGAUUAUAAUAUCACAUUUCUGAUGUGGAUAUUACAACCCACAGGUAUUACUUUUAAAGUAAAUGGUACGUUUGCCAACUUCCACAUAACAUGCUUCUGUCCAAAUGUUUGGCAUAUAGCCUCGCAUACAGGGUGUAACAAAUUUAAAUCAUGUAUGCAGAGAAAUCCAUGCACCAAUGACGUCGUAAUGUGUACGAGAGAGAAGCGUGCAAUACUUAUGUUAGAAAGCUUAGCAACUAGAGUGACAUAUUGCACGCUUCUCGCGCUUCACUCUCGUAGACUACCUCAUCAGUGAUAAUUGGAUUUCUCUGUAUGUACAAUCUGGUCAGUUAUUUAUUGCUCUUUAAGUGGAGGUAAAUGGUCUGCUUUAAAAUAAAAGACACAUUUAUCACUGGGCCAUAAAAAUGCAUUUGAAAUAAAAACUAUUUUCCCAAUACUAUUAACUAAACAAAAUAUGUUAUACCCUGUAAUCUAUAGAUGACUAGUUUACCUCUCAAUCUAGGUAUAUAACAAUGUUCAUAGUUUGUCCGUAAUUUUAAAUCUUUGUAUGCAAUUCACAACCUUUCUAAGUAAAACGUUAAUUUUAAUUUUAGUUAUCACUAAAAAAUCACUGCUUUGAAACCAAGUAAACAAAAAACGUAUCUUUCUUAAACAGAACUUUUUAAAAAAUAACUGAAAUAUACCCGCUGUAUAUGCAAAAUAAACAUUUUAAUAUAAUAUUGACACUUUUCUUCUAAUUUUUAGAACAUAGGAAGUAAUAUCAGAUUUCAUUUCUGAUAAAUCAUGCUAGUUUCUUGCCAAAGCAUGGUUAACAACUUAAAUUGGAAUUCCCCGUUAUUUUUAAGUAUAUACAAGCCAUAUGCCUUAUCUUUUCAAGACGAC
Acanthoscelides obtectus is the source of this 5460-nucleotide messenger RNA. NCBI's taxonomy places the organism in Eukaryota, Metazoa, Arthropoda, Insecta, Coleoptera, Chrysomelidae. The record is from the annotation of a GenBank genome assembly.